CGCAACGAGGAACUCCAUGCAGGCUGCCCCGGAUGCUUGCUUGAACGGAAACACCAUAUCUCCGGCCUAGCUUUAAACUAUACUGCACUCUAUAUAACGGUCCCAAGAGCCCAUAGCUAAUAUCAAUAAAGUAAAUUAACCACUUUAUGAACGAGUACAUACUUUGGGUGCUUGCAUUGCUCCUAUGCUGGAAAGUCGCAUGGAUCAUCAUAUACUACACUAGUGGCCUAUAUGUGGGAUAUGUAUCCAUCAAUAACGGGGUGCUGCUCAAUAAUUUCAAGCUUCACCGCGGUAUCCAGAUUUCUGCCUCGUCCGUCAGAUGGAGGCUAUGGGGAAAUACCAAAAAAGUUGUCAUCUCAGACCUCAAUGUGAUAGUACCGCUGCGAGUUGGAACCGUGAAGUCGAAACCUCGGGGAAGGACCAUGUCGGACUCACCCAUCACCAUCUUUCCAUCCUCGAAGCUUUCAAAAUGGGCCAUCAAGUCUCUUCUUUUCAUAGUCAGGAGGGUGGACUUAGAGCUCAAAGACCCACGUUUUGGCCUUGAGAAGUUCGUAGCAGAUGCAAAAUCACUUCUGUUUGUCUUUCAUUCUCAGAAAUCUCUAGAGAGCUCAAGCAUCCGUGACAUUCACUGCCUGGCUUCCGCCUUACAAGCUCGUGUACGCCUUCUGCAUUCAGGAGCCCAGACCAGUCUCUUGCGCAUUGGAACGUUGUCCACUUUGUUAUCUACAUCCGUGAAUACACAUAAUGGGUUGCUAUCAAACGUGGUAACAAAACUCUACGUUGACGAAGCUGAGCUCAAUAUGUUGCACAUCAUAAGAACUUUAGUUACUUCUUUGGAAUCCUGUUCACGUGGCGGGUCGAACACGCCCACUACAAAGGUGUCUUUGGAGUCUAAGUUGAGCCGAUUUACGACAAUCCACAGGAAAUUUUCACCAUGCUUCAAAGAAUGCUCAAUCAACAUUGUAAGCUUCUGCGCACAGGAUAUACCCGUGAUUCCCUCAGUUUCUGAUUGCAGUCUCUCGGAGUAUCUUAAUCUGCUAACGGCUGGUGACAUAAUGUACACAUCAGUAGACGCAGCAUCAAUUCACUUCCAAAGAUUGCUACCCACUUCUGCUGGGUUCGACAUUCAUUUCAGCUCGGCACAGGACUUGCCAAUACAUAUCACAUUUUCUUCGCUGCUUUUUAAGGCAGGUUUUGAGUGGAGGGAGGCCAUAGGAGAUUUUUCAUCGUCUUAUGGGUCCCGGAACGAGCUUAUUUCCAUACCGAACUUUAGCUUCACGUUAAAAACAAACGCAGCAAGACAUUUGGUUGAUGGCUUUGGCUUCAAAAACUCAAUAUUCGAAAUUUUUCUGUCAGUGAAUAGUCCCACGUUAGACAUCGAUCACCAUCAACUAGCUAUUCUUGCUCAUAACUUCACGGUAUGGGGAAAAAUUAUCACUGAACGAAAAUUGCGUCAGAAGAUCUAUGAUAAACAUCAUGAAAAUCUGCGUCUUUCUGCUUCAAAAACUGUCUCAGGGGACGAGCGAAGAAAUAUACGAGUGAAUAAUACGCAAAAUUCACCGAGCCAGUCUUGCGCUCCCCAAACUUUACGCAAAGAUCUGAUGUUUGAUAGAGCAAUAGUCCUUUUGAAAGAUUAUUUUCCUAAAUUGAAUGCUAAAGUUACUGUUGAGCAACCAAGAGUAUUGAUUCGGGUACAGAAUCCGGAUCUGGCAUUUGUACAAAUGCUCAUGGUUUCGUACUCCCUAAUGGUAGUCCAUAUCCUGACAACGAAAAAGCGGGACUACAAUAUUGAAUGCCAAUUUAUUCAUCCCAAUGUGACUUUUAGCGAAAAAUCUGAUAUGAGCUGCUUUACUGAUGUUCUUCAUGUAGAAAUAUGCGGCUUAGGAGAUGCAAAUUUGAAGUUUCAUAUCAUGAAAGACCUAAAAAUAAAAACCAAAGUACAGAUUAAUGGUUCAUACAUUGAUUUGACAAAGCCUGAUGUGUUAAAUGGUCUUCAUGAUAUUAUUGAUCAAACGAGUUGCAGUAUUACGAAAACUUUCAAUCUGUGUCUGAUGAAUGCUCGAUAUGAUCAAACCAUUCAUGAGCUCAGAAAUCAAGUAACAGCUAUCUGUGAACAACAAGGAGAAAAAAGCGGCCAUGAUCUCCAAACAUUUUUAUUCAGGUACAUACCUUCUUGGCUCGUGAGUUUCGAUUUUAAGCUCCUGAAUAUUGAGCUACGAGUUGGUUCUGCUUCACCUUUGCUCCCACUGGACUAUAUUUCAGAACUUUCUAACUUGGUCAACAAAACUUUUGAUCAAACAGAUCGUGUUGUAUGUCUCGAAAUGAGUGAUCUCACAAUCAGUGUAGACGAUCGUUGUGCUUUGCGAUCAAAAUCUUUCCAGCCUGUGGUACUGUCCUCGUUUGCGUCAACUAUCCCGCAGAUGUCGUCUCAAGACUUGAUUGAAAGUUACUGGUCUGUUUCUUCAGAAAUCUCAAACCUCAAAUUGAGUUUUAUCAAUGAAUCCGAGCGCUCACCUAUUAUAUCAUUGCCUUCCAUAAGACACAACACCAAUGCUCUAUCAAGAAAUUCAAAAGAUGAGCUCUCACAAGAAGUCACUAUAAAAUUAGUUGAUAUAAACUUCGACAGGCAAAAAUUGUUUGUUAUGAUUGGACUGAUUUACCUUAUAAAUGAAACAGUCGUGAUGCCUUUGAAAAAGCUUCACCUGAGAAUAAAAAAAGAGACACAUACUCUCAAACCUGUCUCUAAAUCUUACAGUAAGCGACAUUUAUUGGACUACACCACUUUGAGCUUUAAGAUAGAAAAUGUUGAUUUCGUAUUGUCUCUUUCGACUGAAUUCAAAGUCAGGCUACAGUUUUACACAUCACGAAUUGGUUAUUCGAAUGGCAUUGUCACUGUUACCAACAAGUUUUUGAGAGCUAUGGUGAUUUCUUCCUCAUUGGCUGGACACUGGGAUCGUGUGCUAUGCGUCGAUUCUCUUCAUGCGAAGAUCGGUGAUACCACGGAGGACUAUCCAAUUAAUUUGCUGACAAGCGCAAUUAGGUUUAUUCAGCCUCAUGGAUUUGUCGUUUACAAAUUGUUCGACAACUUAUCCGUGUUUCUUAAGAUUGCGAAACACCUUGUGAGCUGCUUUCGACGUCAAAAAAAAGAAACCUUUGUGUUUCCAACAGAAUCCAAACCCGUGGUGUCUGUUGGAAUAAAAUUGACAAGUGCCAAAAUAUCAUUAAAUAUUGAAGAUGAUCCGUUUGAAAGCGAGUUGAAUAUGAUAUAUCAACUUGGUUUGGUGGAGCAACGCAAACGCCUUGAACAUUUGAACAUACUCGACGAGCAAUGCAGACAAAAGCUCUUAUCGGAAACUGAUUGCAGUGCUGCAUUUUCAUCACUUCAAAAAGCUUUCGAGAGGCUGUGGAUCAGAAAAGUUGAAACUUACAAAGAAGAGCUCAGCAGAGAAGUCUCGGAGAACAAAAAAUACUUAUUCGGUGAUGAACUUGAUGUGAGUUCAUUCAAGUAUGAUAAACUCAGGCCAUAUCCCCUUCAUGCGCCGCUUUUGAGCGUGUCGUUGAUUGGUGUCCAAUUGAAUAUUUUGAAACCAGAAUUUUCUUUGCAGAAUUUACCAGACUUUCUCUACCAACAUGGGCAAGGUGUUCCUCGUGGGACAAGAUAUAAUUUGAUGAUUCCAACUUUCAUCAAAUUGAAUUUAGAAGAACUUAGAAUGCACUUAAGAGAUUAUCCGUUGCCGCUACUCCACUUGCCAUAUUCCAAAAAUCACAGUGAUCAUGGCACAGCCCUCAGCAUGAGUGGUCAUUUAAUCAUUUGUGAAGCACUUGUUCUCGAUAAAGCACACCUAAGAACGCUCGAGGUUGAACUUACAGAUAAAUCCAACAAGACAAACCGUGAGACGACUUCAUUCGACAAAUUGACUAUUCAGAAGUCCCUCUCCACCGUCAAACUCUACACAGACAUGAACAUUGUAUUUGGUUCAGCUCAGCCGUCCCGAUUUGUUUGGGGCCAAUCGUAUCAAUUCGGAAUUCAGCAAAUUAUGCUCACUGUUGAUCAAUUUUCAAAACCUCCCGUGGACAUUUCCCCAAAAUUGGGGUUUUGGGACAAGCUAAGGUUGAUAAUCCAUGGUAAAAUUUCCAUCCGGACAGGUUACUCUGCAAGUAUUGAGGUCGCAUUCAAGGGUGGAAAAGACCCGUACGAUCUUUUUGGUGAGUCAAACGGCUUUAUCUUGGGGUUCAGGGAUUCAGUCGUGUGGAACAUUAAUCAGGCCGAUGACUCGUCCGACUUAUUCAAUAUUGUUGCUGAUAAAUUAUCCUGGUACAUUCCAAAUUAUCCGUCAACAAAGCUAGUGUGUUGGUCCAGAGACAGCUCAAAAGCAGUUCACCUUCCUAGUGAGAAAUCAUUCAUCACUUCUUGUUAUGGGUUCUACUUGGGGCGAACUGACUCAAAUCCUGUCGUAAAAGACACCGGCUGUUGCGAAAAGCGGGUAGUAGAAUUGAGUGGGGGGAUAAAGUUUUCUGUGGGCUUUCUCCUUGAGCGUUUUUCCACAGGCGAAAAUGAGUUUUCAACAACAGGGAAACCACACUUUGAAGUUGAGCUCCACAACCCGGAAUUCACAAGUAUAGAUCAUGAUUCUUUCGAGGGUUUCCGAUCAGACAGACUUCAUAUGGCAAUUGCCUUGAAGGCUUACACUAAAAAUAGCUACAACACAAUUCACUUGAGUCCCGGUGUCAUGAAGCAAUUCUUUUCUUGGUGGAAAAUCUUUCAGGGAAAUAUGAUGCUCCCAAUUCGCAAGGGCAGGCUAUUUGGGGAGAAGAAGAGCUCACAGAAAUUCUCUAAACAUCUUUUCUCAAAUAAAUUUCUUUUUGAUAUUGGAAAUUUGUUUAUCGGGCACAUAAUCCAAAAGCUUGAAUCAGAGGUGCAGAACGACUAUUAUUCCUGUGUUGGAUUACGGGCAAAGGUUGAACAUUUUUUAGUUGACCUUCACCAAAAGAAGGAAGAAAUAAUUGAUGUUCAUAAAGACUUGUCACGACGAAAGAAAGUCAUGAAAAUGCGCUUUAAUUUGGGUCAGGUUUCACUCAAAAACAUUGACCUACGAUCCAUCUCUGCUAUAUUCUUUCGUGACAUCUACCAGCAGGGGCAAGGGCAGAAAAACCAAAGCCAACCGCUGAAAGUCCUCCUAGAGAUUUUUGACAAUGACGACGAGUGGCUUGACGUGAGAGAUUAUGUCGAAUGUUUCAGACCAUUAAUUGGCGACUUAAAAUCUGCAAAGAUCUUACCUCUUCUUUAUUCUGAGGAAUUUGUCUAUAUGAGAGACACAACAAAUGGCAUAAACCUCGAACACAAAUCUGGAACUAAGAUGCAUAAAUGCAACCUAGAUCUUACAGAUUACAAGUCAUCUGAAAUCCAGCUUUACAAGCGAAGAGUCAAACAAUUGUCAGGGUUGCCUUCCCUGCAAAAGAAUCACGAAGAGUUUCGGGUAUCAAAACGAAUUGAGGUUUUAAAUGCUUUGAUGGCCAGUUGCAAAUCAGAUCGAAGAAAUUUUGCGCGUAGUGAUAGCUUUAAUGUGCUUGAACUGAAGAAAGAAGAAAGCUUUCAUAAUAGGUUUCUUCUUGUGUCGAUGUUUUUGAAGUGGAAUGAACAAGUUCGCAAUCAACUAAUGAAGUAUAUUCAUUUUGUUCAUUUGAACAGCAGCCACAAGAAGUUUUUGUCAUUUGGUUUCAUGAGCAUUCUUGAGGGGCUCAUUGAGAAUCAGAAUAUGCCAAUUGAUGAACUCUCUCUCGCGACGUCGUUUUCCGAACUGUUGAACCGAGAGAGUGUAGACUCCGAGACUCCUGAUGAAAAUCAAAGUUCUCAAAAGAGGUAUGACAACUUCGAUAAAAUCAUUCAUCAGACCACUUUGUUGGAGGACAUUGUGGAAAACUACAAAAUUGAAAUUGUCUCGCCACAAAUACAGCUACAUUCCGAAGAGCUGAAAGACUCAGUCAUAAUAGUAACGGCACCUUGCCUAGAGGCUAAAAUUGUUUCUGUUGUAACAAAGAAAGAAAAUCAGCCUCUCAAUGAUCUCGAUGUCAUGGAAAAACGGUACGGAGUCAUUUUGCAUGAAGCUAGUUUAAUGGUUAUUGACGAAAAAGAUGUGAAGACGAAUCCAUAUGCAUUCGAAACAACACCAUAUGGAACUCAAACAAAAUGGCCCCCUUUUUUGGGAGUUGAAACUUGUAAAAGACAAGAUUUAGCAUCUCCAGAUACCUUGCUUGCUCAGCAGAUGUCCGUAAUGUUGACUUUUGAUCAGCCUUUAGCAUCAAGCUGCGAUACAAUGGAUACGACAGAAAAUGUUGCUCGCAGUGAGAGAAGCAUCAACAUGUCUCGAAAUGCGGCUGAUAAGCUAAAGAUUGACAUUCCACGAAUUUCUAUCAACUGUACAUCAAAACAGUAUUUCAGCCUUUAUGCUACAAUUCUGAGCCUCAUGCUAUAUAUUGAGCCCUUGGCUGCGGAACUAAGAGAAAGAGUAAGAAAACUUAAUUUUUCUAUUGACUUUCAAGACUUUCGUGCACUUCGAGAUCGACUCGAAGAUUUAUACGAAUAUGUUGGGAUCACAAAAGAACUCCUCAAAAACUACAGCUUUCGACAAAAAAGUUUUCUUGAUAAUGAAAGCUUGAAUGAUUACUUACUCUUGGCAGAUAAAAAAGCCUCAUUUGAAAUGGAAAUUGUGUUGAUGCUACAGAUACUCUUUCUGGGAGAUAUUGCCAGAGGCUCGUUAUCACGUGUCGUUCAAGAUUGGCGAAUAGCGGCGGAUGAUAUUACAAUCCGCAUGUUGAAUGAUGAUCGGAGCCAUAUUAUCGAUUUGACCAUUGAUCGUGGCGUAUACAAACGUGCCGUGAAGGACGAUGGGUCUAAUGAUAAUCGUAUCGAAAUAAUGAGUAUCAAUGGCCGCAGUCUUCUGUCGAAUUCUCGAUUCAAAAACUUUUUGGAACCAAUUGAGCCCCCUAAAGAUCAUCACUUAGUCACAAUUGACUGGUCCAUGAAUAAGUCCGUCGGAGGAAUAAAAAUCAUCGACAAUUUUGAUAUAAGCUCGCUUCCGCUAAAUGUCAAAAUAGAAGAAGAAACCGGAAGACUGCUUAUUCGGUUCCUCUUCCGUCAAAACAAAAGCCGGGACUUGAGCCGCAGUCCGGUCAUGGGAGUUAAAAAAGGAUCCCGAGGCAAUGUUAACACCUCACCGGACAAAUUCAAUGUGGAAUAUGCACUGUGCGAUGAAAUAAAACUGAAUGGCAAAAAGUCAACAUUUUCAAAGGGCUCAGACAAAAAUAUUUCGAGUAAAGAAUCCUCUCUAGCCACGAGCUCAAAGACAGACCUUGACGAAGACUUGAACUCUAUGAUAUCGAGAUCAAAAAAGUAUUUGAGCAUUGCCAAGUUGACAUCUCACCUGUUUGAGGUGAUGAUAACCUUGCGGAUGAAAAAUGGAUUAAAAAGGUGGCUCAACGUUACUAAUUUCCUUUUGGUAUUGCCACGAUGGGAGAUCCAGAGAAAGGUGUUGUCACUAUUUGAAGUUGUGGAUUUCUUCAAGUCUGUUGUCGUCAGAUCAUUAAUGAGCCACUCUUUAAGGAUUUUGCGAAACAAAGUCACAACAAGACUGAAUAAUCUUCGGCGGUACAAAGCUUUUUUGAGAAACAUACACAUGCUGUCUUUAUCUCUCCCUCUCGAGCCUGCAAAUCCUAACACAGUCCAUGAAUGUUCAAAAAGCUCGAAGUGACAACGAAAUAGUGACGCCAAGAAUGAUAGUCGUUCUCUCUGAUAA
Molecule: messenger RNA, 7793 nt
Organism: Metschnikowia bicuspidata var. bicuspidata NRRL YB-4993
Lineage: Eukaryota; Fungi; Ascomycota; Pichiomycetes; Serinales; Metschnikowiaceae
Gene: FMP27
Product: Fmp27p
Exons: 1
Coding region: 147-7748 (2533 amino acids)
Source: RefSeq, a predicted model, not a curated record